Rhipicephalus sanguineus (brown dog tick) is the source of this 4094-nucleotide messenger RNA. RefSeq lists its product as uncharacterized. The record is from RefSeq and is a predicted model, not a curated record. Bases 205 to 3951 code for a protein of 1248 amino acids. The transcript is spliced from 2 exons. NCBI's taxonomy places the organism in Eukaryota, Metazoa, Arthropoda, Arachnida, Ixodida, Ixodidae.
CUCUGCUGGCACCUGUCUUUGUCAAGUGCGCAUUAGGAUUGGUUGACGGUGAAUGCCGCCAACGGCUGCCUGUUUCUCUCGUGUGCGGACAAGGAAAGUAUGAAUACACCGGCGGGCCUGUUCAAGUGAUUUCGUUGUUCAAAAUCAGGCAUACGAGCUACAACUUCAGAGCCGGAACAACAAUUUUAGCCGCAGACGUGAAACAUGAACGUCGAACAUUUGGGGACUCCAAGCCGAAGGACAAUCGCUCGAAGAUUUUGUAGCACGCCAAUCAGGACCAGUGACGCUGCGGACAGUGAAGUGGCCGAUGGUGACGUUUCUUCAUUUCUUUCCACCUUGGACGAGUUUGUGGAACAGUGCGAUAGUUUUCUUUCUGCAUGCCCUCAAGUCUCCUCUGAAAACGAUCCUGCUGGCGUACGUGUAGAUGUGGAAGACGCCGCUGGCAACGUAAGCUGCUUUCAUGAAUGUUUUACCGAGUAUAGCGAAGGACAAGGCUUGCCGGAGCAUGCAUCUACCACUCCGCAGGUUAGCUAUGUAGAGGACGACAGGAUAGGCCCUUUCGAAGAUGCCGAUGAUGUUCUAGCUCUCAGUAGCGAUGAUGAGUGCAUGGAAGAUACUCUGUUGGAACAACAUUCCUCGGCUUCUCAGAAUUCAACUUCUUCCUCGGCUAGGGCUUGUAAGGGCUCCCUUGAAGAUGCCGACGAAGAUCUAGCCUUCAGCAGCGAAGAUGAGUGUACAGAAGCAAACCGAUCAGAACGAUAUUCCUCAAUUUCACAGCAUUCAGUUUGUCCCUCGACUAAGGCUCAGCACAGUGAACAAGAAUGUGUUUAUGGUUCACAAAACGUUGACUAUAACCAAAAUGCAAAACAUGGUCAGGGCAGUGAAGGUAAUGAUGAGCAUGCGUACAUGGGGCGCGAUGCCAAUUACAUAAUCCUAGAAGAGCUAAAUUGUGAAAAUUCCUUGUCCCCAUCAAGAGAUGAGCAUUUUCAUCCACAUUCAUUUCAACAAGAAAGUGUGUCUGUCUCCGAGGAUUAUGGAGUGAAAACAAUAGAGAAUCAUUGCAGACAGGAAGAUGAAAGCUUUCAUGGCAACUUUGAAAAUGCAGUGCAUUUUUCGAAUGAAAGAUACAGGCAGGAACCUAGAGCAGGGGAACUGAGCCAUCAGAACUGCACUCGUAUGGAAAAUGCCUUUGAAACCAGAACAUGUUCUGAGGUUCCUCAGACAAACAGAAGCAACCAGCGCUACAACAAAUUCAGUGGAAGCUGUCAAGUGCAGAAUGCUAGCGUUUCUUGCUGUGCCCGCUGUCCAGAACAACUAGAAGAGCAGCAAUAUCAGGAGUAUGUGGAAAGUUUUAAUGAAAGCUGUGUCAUGGAGGAUGCUUCUACGUUUAAGAAAUAUAAAGAUGAACCAUUGGAGGCAGAGAGCUUUGAUGACAGCUGUAUCAUGGAGGAUGCAUCUACAUUUAAGAAGUAUGAUGACGUAGAAGAGAUGGAAGCUAAACAGUAUGCACAAGGGUACAAUGACAGCUGUGCCAUGAAUGAUGUUUCUGUAUUUAGAACAGAUGCUAAGACAAGGGAGAGAAAUUUAGCAUGUUCGGAUAGCUCAUGUCAUAUUCGUCAAAGGAAAGAUUGCUGUCUACGUGAAGGACACCUGGCAACACCUUGUGUGAACAAAUCAGCUGAGUAUGUUGCACAGUGCCACACAAAUUGUUCUCCGCAAGAGAUUCUUGUGGCUGAUCAGAAAGCAGUGUACGAAUUUAAGAAUCACUGUAGCAGUUCUUAUACUCCAAACUCUAGUCCAAUGCCUUCAAGCUCUCUUGGCAUCUGUGACGAAUCGCGUAUGGGCGACAAACCAGUGUCAAGUGUCACGCCCCACCAACAACAUGGCAGCCUGGCAUCUGUUGAAGCAUUAGAGGAUGUCACUUCAAAGAGCUCUAAAAUGUUGUCGCAUUCAGAAGCAGCAGAUAGAGAAUGUGAUAUCACUCCAGCAAGUUGCACUGUUGGUAAAAAACCUGAGCACUGCAGCUCAAUUCAGGACUUUGCAGCCUCAAGUGAGCGAGUGGCUAGCAAUGCGAUUUUAAAACAACACUUCAAACAACACGCCAUUGCUAACAGCCCGGCUUACUUCACGGAUGUUGUGCAGUCCGUUCAAAAUAUCUGUACCACAAGUUCAUUAUGUCACGAGGACAUUGUGCAGACAGUGCCAAAUUUUGAGGAGACGGACAAAAAACUGUUUCAUGCUCUAUCAGCUCUUAGUGAUGAUUAUGUAGGUUCUUCUAGUUCUACAGUGCACGAGCUUAAAGGCAACGGCAUUGGGAGUAUUGCCAAGACCAGUGAAAAAGUUGAAGUUGUUCUUGAGGGACGUAAAGAUAACCAUAACGAAACUGACAUUGUCCCUGCUGUGGACAAGAAGUGUAAGGAAACUUCACUGGCAGUUAGUCCCACAUCCAAGCCUGUAUUUCUUCUGGAUGCAUGUCUGCAGUCCGAACCUAUCUGUGAUAGAAGUGACGUUCUUGAAACUACACUGGUAGCCGAAGCUGACAUGAACGUUGAAACAAGCGUUCAAAGCCACUGCAAGAGCCCAUUGCUGUCCUGUGUUGCAGCUGGAGAUCUUCUUGACCUUGGAGUUGAAACUGACAGUGAUACCUUUGUCGGUGAAGUACAGUCACCUGUGGCAUCAGCGAUAUCUGUAGAAGACUGCCAGCCAGUGCAACUAUCUGCUGAUAUGCAAAGCAUGCUUUCUCUGCCCUGCACUGUCACUUCUGGAGAUGUUCUAGACCUGGGUGUUGACACUGAUGACACGCUUGUUGAUGAAGUGCAGUCGCCUGUGCUUUCAGCAAAAUCUGCAGAACAUUGCCAGCCAGCUUUGCAGAAUGAAGGUGCCUCAGUACUGGAGGUGCCACGACAACCACGUACUGAAGCAUCAAAGUGUAUGCUUCCUCAAGGCGCUCCUAUUCCCUCUGCUGACACAAUAAGCCUUGCUGCGAAUGCACCCGUACCAUCACUAUUGGUAUGUACAUCCAGUGAGGAUGAGAUAUAUAUUCCUGAAGAUUUGGAUAUGCGCGAGAAACUAAACAAUAUUAGGAGCCAGCUAGAACGGAACAAGCCUGAAGACCCAAAUGCUCAUGUGAUCUAUACUGUGCCCACUGAUUUUAGAAGCUCAGAACCACAGUUGCCCAUUGUCAAGGCCCCAGAGAUGAAAAACCGAGCCCCAUUCACAAGUGAAGAUCCUGCCGAAAAUAUGGACAACGAAAAUCCUGAAUGGGAAGCUGUUCGCCGCCUUACGACAGAUGAGGAACGAUACCAGGCUGUCCAAGCGGUCUGGCAUAACGUCAAGAUUCCAGACCCCCACAAAGAACUGUCGACGUUCCACUACCGACGACGUACGCUGAGUCUGAAACAUGCAAAGAACACACCUUCCUCCAAGUCUAAACGCCGCAAGCGCAAGGCGUCCCACUGCUCCCACCACGAACACAGUAAACCGGCCAAGCGUCAGCGUUUGGACACUGACAUUAUUGACCUGAAGCUAAAGGAACUCCAACGAAAAAAGGAGAAGGACGUCACAAAAGCGCAGAAAACGUUCAGCGAUGACAUCAGGCAGCUCCACAUGAGUUUGAUGAGGACCAACCAGGAGACGUACGCUUCGCACAACCACCACAAGCACCACAGGAGAGCACACACGGAGCCUUGGGACUUCCGCUACUAUCUGUCGCAAGAACAGAGGAUCUGCGCAGAGUUCAAAGCCAGUGAACAGAGCAUAGAAAAUGAGUACAUGACCAGGGAGCACAAACUGCUCAGCGCUAGAGAAGAAGUUCGGCGCGUCGAUGAUUUCUAUGCUGGCCUGAGAGACACAGACCCGCGGCUCCUGUCGGAAAAACAAGUUAAGGAACACUUCAAGCUGGAAGAAAUGCUGGGACAUUUCAGAGUGGUUUACAGGACACCUAAUGAGUGACUACUUAUGCCGGCGCACAAGUGUGCUCUUGGAUUGUUUAUAGGAUUGUGCAAUGUAAAAUGGUGCAAUGUACUGUAUUCGGUUGUUGACUGUGCAUGACAUAUGUGAAGCAGUGCUAUAGCCAGAGGCUUAGCAUUUUUUAU